Talaromyces marneffei is the source of this 1254-nucleotide messenger RNA. RefSeq lists its product as uncharacterized. Gene Ontology annotation, cellular component: shelterin complex. Bases 1 to 1254 code for a protein of 417 amino acids. Lineage: Eukaryota; Fungi; Ascomycota; Eurotiomycetes; Eurotiales; Trichocomaceae. The record is from RefSeq and is a predicted model, not a curated record. Gene Ontology annotation, molecular function: telomeric repeat DNA binding. Gene Ontology annotation, biological process: telomere maintenance via telomere lengthening; regulation of DNA-templated transcription. The transcript is spliced from 4 exons.
AUGGCUACCGUAGUUUAUACAAAACCUCCGCAAGAUGGUAGUAUCGGGACGCUCUUUGCUGGAUACGCCUUUUGGGUGUCGGCGAAUGUUCCCCAGCGAAACAGAUUCAAGGAACUCAUCCAAAUAAAUGGCGGCACUAUUGUGCUUUUGGAAAAAGAUGCAGACGUCAAGCUUGUUGAUCAUGCAAAAAGAGAGAUCCCACUAAACUCGUAUUCAUACACUUUUAUCGAGAAGUCUGUUAGAUAUGGCCGUCUAGAAGAUCUAGAAGAUCACAGAGCCGGUCAAAGGACUCGCCCGGUUGGGGCAGUCGGGAUACCUGCUCGAAGUUCCAGGACACCAUUUACACUCCAAGAUGAUCAGAUACUCUGGGAUUGGGUGCAACCAUACGAGAAACGCGGCGAUCAAAUUGCCGGCAAUCUCAUAUAUCAACAACUCGCUGAGCAGAAUCCUCGACAUACCUUUCAAUCUUGGCGAGAUCGCUAUUUGAAGAGACUUCGACACCAUGGGCAUCGUCCAGGUGGACCAGCACAAGAAGCUGAAUCAACCGCGCCGGAACAAGUGUCAACUGUGCCCAAGCCAAGAGCUACGAUAACUCACAUAUCAAAGCCAGACUCGCAUGCAGGUUCUUCAAAGAUAAAACGCGAUGGUCGUCCUACUCACGACACGGCUGCAGCAAAUAAACGUAAACGGCCAUCGUACGAAGAGAUUUCAGCCGUUUCAAAUACUGAGGGUGACCAUUCAUCCCAGAAGAGACGAAGGAUACCCUCACCUGCCAGAGCAGAAAGUGACUCGCAACUCGAAACGUCAGAUGGAUCUCAAUCAGCGAAAUAUGAAACAGCGCCUCAAUUCCCAGUCCCCGAAGACAGCCAAAUAGAUGAUGACGAUACCCUCGUGCCUCUGACGACUCACGACGAAGAUACCGAAGAGAACGGCGACGCCCGCGCCCUCGAAGCCUGGAUCCAGAAACGUAUAGACUCCGGUAGAAAUGGGGACCACAUUCUUCAGGCUCUCAGUUGCACAUCUAUGAACGCCGAGCUCGCAGAUCAAGUACUAGAUCUUCUGACCAAAGGGAAGGGUAUACCAAAAGAUAUGCCUGGAGUAUGGACGGAAGAAGAUGAUGAAGCGCUGACGGGUCAGGAUGGAAGAGCUAUGGAACGUGUGAUGAAGAAACAUGGCUCGGAGAUUUUUGAUGAGCGAUGGCAGUUCCUUGAGCAAAGUGCCAGGGCGACACAGCUAGUUGCGCAGGGGGAGUAA